This is a messenger RNA of Dentiscutata heterogama, 1140 nucleotides long. The record is from the annotation of a GenBank genome assembly. Lineage: Eukaryota; Fungi; Glomeromycota; Glomeromycetes; Diversisporales; Gigasporaceae.
AUGGCAACAUAUUAUUCUAUUGCAUUAUAUUUGCAAGUACUUUCGUUUCUUAUAAUGACAUUUGGAAUAAUUAAAGUUUCAACCGAAUUACAUAAAGAAUUCAAUAUUACACAGCUGCUCGAAAUAGUACAAGCAGAAUUUGACUUUACUAUCGCGAACGAAGGCGUAAAAGGAAAUUUCUCAGAAUUACACGAUUGGUCUUCUAGUAUUGCUAUAAAUUGUACAAAAGGAGAAGCUUUUCGUGUGUACGAAAAUUUGACAACGCCGGAUAAUGCCAUGAAAUUAGCAAGUCAUAUCGAAAUACCUGAUGGACAAGGGGAUGUAUCAGGACAAUACAUAUAUACGGCUUCAGAGAAACAAAUGGAUAUUCAAAGUGCCAAUAUUAUCCUUGACGCGAUUUAUGAGUCAGUUGAUAAAGAAGUGCCAUAUUUUCGCACCGAAGAAGAAUUUUCCCCUAAUGCACCGCGAUACGCACCUUUACAAAUAAUACUUGAUUCACUAGCAAUCCGCUCAACACAAGUAGUAGAUACGUACCUUUCAUCAUCCGCAUGUACCACAAAUAAUGAAACUUUUCAUAAAUUUGCAGAUAGAUCAAUAUUCUAUAAUUCUUUAUCAGCCGGUUUAUCCUCAACAGUUUUAAAUCACGCUUCAAAGAGUUUUGGGGUGGACAUGAAGAUUAACGUGUUAAUUAACAUUAUGAGCGCAAUAGCAAUUCAGAUUCAUAUGGUAAAAUCCAUUGCAUCUUUAGCAAAUUUGGAUACAAAUGAUGAUGCUGUAAGAGCAUUAAUAUAUUUAUGUAUUGCAUCCGAUGGGGUAAAAAAUUCAAUGACUGAAACAACGAAAGAAUUUGCCAAGGCUUUAAUGCAAAAUUUGAUUUCGAAUAUCCAUGAUUCAACUUUAGCAGCUAUUAACAAGCGUGUAGCUAUGAAAUUGUUUACCAGGGUGGCAGAAAAUAAAGGAAUUAUCAAUUUGGCAUCUGCAAUCCCUUUUGUUGGAGAAUUAGUGACACUUAUUAGUGAUUCAUUGACAACCUAUUCAAUUGGUAAAAUUGCAAAAUACGUUUUUUGCCCAUUUGAAGAUGAUAAUCAGGAUACGAUAAAACUUUCAUCACCUCCAUACCCUGGAAACAUAGAGCUUUAA